GCUGUUGGGUGCAUGUGCAUCCUGUAUGUGUGUGUACAGGAUGUGUGUGGAGAUUCAGUAAUAAAUGCAGAACCGCCUCACUCUAAUCAAGCUGAUUAAAAAUUCCUGCGCGCGUGCAGGCGGAAAUCCACCACCACCAUCAUCAUCAUCAUCAUCCUCGUUCUCCGGCACUUUUACUUUAUUUUCGCGUCCAUCCUUCUCCAGGACAGCGACAGACGCGGGAGGACCAGAAAUCCGUCUUCAAUCGCGUCGUUUAGGAGGUUUUUAGAGAUGAAUGAGGAGAAGCGGCAGGCAGCGCGGGGAGGGAGGGAUGAGCCGAUGCAACUCAUAAUUUAAUGGGGACAGAGAGAGAGAGACGGAGAGAGAGAGAGAGAGGCAGAAGGGAAACAGAAAGAAAAGGACCGAGCGCGAAUGUUACAAAUGUAACAAGCGGAAGAUACAAUGUAGCGCUGACGUGCGUCAGGAAUGUUCGGAUGCUUUGACGUUUCAUUCGACGUUCGAAAGUGUAUCGCGCACUUUUAAAGCUGCUUCGGAUCCGCAGAUCGGCUCGAGAUGAGACGGCAGGUCGCUGGGGCUUCGUGCUGUUGUUUGGCCAGAUGAGAGGCGAUUCACGAACGCUUCUGUUCCUAUAGGCGCGUAUUGUUGAAGCUCAAUGGGAUGUGUAGGGAACGCUGGCGGUUACUUUUAUUUUAAAGCGUUAUUCUGCGCACAGAACGGACGGUGGAUGUGAUCGUAAACUCUAUUGAACUCCAGACUCACCGGAGAUCGUUGCAUUUCGGCUUGAUUGCAUGCGUCUACGGUCUUUAGCUCUCAUCACAUUUUAAAGUACUUUGCGCUUCGUCUAUAUGGUUCUGCGUGUAUUAUGCGCCGUGAUUCAUGGCUUAGCGUUUGACGUUAGGAUUUGGCGUGGACGAUCUGGAAGUUUUCUAUGUCUCAGAAUAGAAUAGCUGACAUAAAACUGAUUUUCGAGUGAAGUUUGUGCUCCUCCUGCCAAAACUUGAAGUCGCUGUUCAUCCACAGCUCCUUUAUAUGUUCUUGUUAAAGUGGUGACAGUGAGCAUUGGUGCUGAGAACCAUGGAGCAUCUCAGCGAAACAUGCCAGGGGAUGGAGAACUGUGAGAUGGUCAACAACCUGAAUGACACCAAGGCCCCUCCGGCCAAAAUGGCCCGCCUGGAACAGAACGGAAGUCCACUGGGCAGGUCUCGUCUAGGUAGCACUGGAGCGAAACUCUCCGGAGUGCACUUCAAACCCCCUGGACAUCAUCUGAAGGCCUGCCACAAGAGGGGUAACAUGCUGCCAGUGUUUUGUGUGGUGGAGCACUACGAGAGCCCCAUCGAGUUUGACAGCAAAGAGGAACAUGCUGAGUUCGUUCUGGUCAGGAAGGACAUGCUCUUCAACCAGCUAAUCGAGAUGGCCCUGCUCUCCCUGGGCUACUCGCACAGUUCGGCUGCACAGGCUAAAGGUCUGAUUCAGGUGGGCAAGUGGAACCCCGUGCCUCUUUCCUACGUGACGGAUGCACCCGACGCCACAGUGGCGGACAUGUUACAGGAUGUGUACCAUGUGGUCACGCUGAAAAUCCAGCUACACAGUUGUCCUAAACUGGAAGACCUUCCUCCAGAGCAGUGGACCCACUCUACAGUAAGAAAUGCGCUCAAGGAGUUACUCAAAGACAUGAACCAGAGCUCUCUGGCAAAAGAAUGUCCCUUAUCACAGAGUAUGAUUUCUUCAAUUGUUAACAGCACUUACUAUGCAAAUGUGUCUGCGGCGAAGUGUCAUGAAUUUGGACGCUGGUAUAAACAUUUCAAGAAGACAAAAGACAUGAUAGUCGUGCGCCAGCCCUCCCAGCUGGAGGGCUACCUGGGGACGUGUGUCCUCCAUGACAGUCCACGUGCCACCACGUUAGCUGAGAUGGACAGUCUGUCUGAUCUUUCUCCACCCGGAACCAACCACCUCAGCUUCAGUCAGCAGCCCAUCCCGGGCAGCACAGCCGAGCAGUCCCCGUCCCCGGUGCCCCUGUCCCACAGCAGUCAGGCCCCCAGCCGUGCCCAGCUCCCCGGCCUGCACCCCGGCCUGGUGUCCACCCCCAUCAGCCCUCAGCUGGUGAAUCAGCAGAUCGUCAUGGCUCAGAUCCUUAACCAGCAGUACGCCGUCAACCGUCUCCUGGCCCAGCAGUCCCUGAGCCAGCAGUACCUCAACCACCCACCAGUCAGCCGCGCGCUCAACAAACCACUGGACGCGCAGGUGUCCACCAACGCCGAGGUCUCAUCGGAGAUCUACCAGUGGGUCAGAGAUGAGCUGAAGAGGGCGGGAAUCUCCCAGGCCGUGUUCGCCCGUGUGGCCUUCAACAGGACGCAGGGACUUCUGUCUGAGAUUCUCAGAAAAGAGGAAGACCCCAAAACAGCGUCUCAGUCACUCCUGGUCAACCUGCGAGCCAUGCAGAACUUCCUGCAGUUACCGGAAGCGGAGCGUGAUCGCAUCUACCAGGACGAGAGGGAGCGCAGCUUGACCGCGGCCUCUGCUAUGGGCCCUGCGCCCCUCAUCAGCACCCCUCCCACACGCCCUGUACAGCCCAGAAGAGAGGAGUGUAACAAUGUGAGACCAGAAGACUGGAAUCCCAGAAUUCCAGUGGGCAUCUCUCCUGUGAGUGCACAUAUGGUGAAGCCCAGCCCUCUGUCCUCAGAGUGGAAUGGGAAAUCAGAGAACUGUGUGUUAAACAUCAACUCCUCCAUCUACGACGAGAUCCAGCAGGAGAUGAAGAGGGCCAAAGUGUCCCAGGCCAUGUUCGCCAAGGUCGCCGCCUCAAAGAGCCAGGGCUGGCUCUGUGAACUGCUGCGCUGGAAAGAGGACCCGUCUCCGGAGAACCGCACGCUCUGGGAGAACCUGUCCAUGAUCCGCCGGUUCCUCAGUUUGUCCCAAGUGGAGCGUGAUGCUAUAUAUGAGCAGGAGAGCAACGGAGGACAGCAGCACCAUGCGGACAGACCUCCUCACCUGCUGCACAUGCCCAACGACCCAUUACAGAAUCAUCAACAGCCUUCCUCUCAGCUCCAAGCACCGCUGCCCCUGCUGCACCCCUCACAGCCCCCUCUAUCCCAGCAGCCCCUGCAGCAGCAACAGCAGCAGACGGGACCACGGCUGCCCCCGCGGCAGCCCUCCACGGCUUCGCCCGCUGAAACCGAGGAGGAGAGCCACUGCAAGAGCCGCCAAGGCAACCGAAUCUCCAUGGAGGCGCUGGGCAUCCUGCAGAGCUUCAUUCAGGACGUGGGCCUGUAUCCGGACGAGGAGGCCAUCCACACGCUCUCGGCACAGCUGGACCUGCCCAAACACACCAUCAUCAAGUUCUUCCAGAACCAGCGCUUCUACAUCAACCACGCCGGCAAGCUGAAAGAGCCGCCCCUGGGCUUCCCCUCCAACAACAACAACAAGGACGAGGGCCUGACGGACUUCAAGGGGGACGAGCUGCUGACCGAGCUGGACGAGAGCGUGCAGACCAACAGCACCAUGUUCUCCAUUAAAAUGGAAGAGCACCUGGCGCCCGAAACUCAUGCCAUGGGACAGGCCCAAACUGAACAGGAGGCGAAAGAGUAACGGACGGCUUUCUUUUGCUUCUGGUUUUAUUCUCGUUCACUCUUGUCUGUGUUCCAUGAGCGAAACUGUAAGACUUUUUACACGAGACUGAAUAAUACAGAGAUGAUUAACUUUCACAGUUUUGUAAAGCGUGGAUUAUUUCACUGUAAAGACUCGUGCAGCGUUUCAAUAAUCUGCACAACCAAACAAAAUGUAAAAAGAAAAAUCCUAAAGGAAUAGUUCACUCCGAAAUGAAAAUGUUGAUUCCUUUCAAGUGAAUGGCGACUUGGGCUGUCAAGCUCUGAAAUGCACAAAGGCAUCAUAAAAUAAGUUUGAUGAAAGUCAUUUUAUGACAGGGUAAUGGUAUAUAUCACAAUAUGAGUUUUUUUUUUUUUUUUUUUUUUUUUUUUUUUUUGGCUGUAAAUACAACUAAAAAUUAUUUUUCAUCUCUGUAACUUAAAUAUUUUAUUUGAUUUUCUUAACCUUUUUAUGAAUGGUUAUUUUUGCAGUAAAUACAACUAAAAAUCUGUAUUUUAUUUCUCUCACUUCUUUCAUUCUCUCUUUAUUAUUUUUUAUUUUAUUUAACAUUUUUUCCCUCAUUUCAUUUAAUUAUUUAUUUUAAAUUAUUUUUUUUAUUAACCUAAUGGAUUAAGACCAACAGUACAAAUUAUUCAUAACAAAUAUACCAUAAUAUAUGUCACGUUAAGAGUUUAAAGAUCACAAAUUGGUUAUCCAAACUGAGUUGAUGGCCUCAGUUCUCAUUCACUUGCAUUAUAUAGAACAGAGCGGCCAGGCUGUUCUUCAGAAGUCACUUUCUGACAGAAUUUUCAUGUUUGCGUGAACCAUUCCUCAAAGCAAACAGUAUGUUGCUGUGGAUAUUUGCUGACUGCACUUGUUGUCUGUUGUUUUUACACUGAUUUUGAGCUACUGAUUUUAAAAAAAGGAAAGUCAAUGGAGUUUGAUAGACUUUGAUGUUUACGUAUGUGAUGUUUUUAAGGAAAAAAAAUGCAUGACAUUGGAGAAGAGGGGUAGACAAAGGCCUUAAUGAUGAGGUACUGAGUCGAGCACUGCUGGCUAAUGAGUUCUCUUUGAGAGAAAGAGAGAGAGAGAAAAAAAAAGGAUGGCUCAGUCUCUGGAUCCCUACGACCUGCAGGUAAACCGAGGGAAAACGGCUCAAUCUUAUUUGGUUUGAAGACAUAUAAAUAUAUAUAUAUAGACAUAUAUUAAUUGUAAAAAAGUAUACAGUCUUGAAGAAACUAUGCCAACAAAUGCCUUGUACUAUAUGGCACUGCCGAUGUUAGAUUAUUUUGCAAAACUUUGGUCACUGUAAAAUCCUGGAUUCCCACAGUUUCAAAUGUGAAUCACAAACAUCGUCUCGCAUUAUUUAUUUUGCGUUCUGAUGUUAUUACGUUUGGGGAACGUCACCCGGCGCUCUUUUCGUUUUACUGAUCUUUUUCUAUUUAUAAUUGUAAUUUUGAUGGGCAGUAAAAUCAGAAGUGUCUUAACGUUUUAAAUGGAAAAUGUGCUUUAACGGUUGCCUAAAAAAAAGUGCUGUAUGUCAAGCAACUCAUGCUACGAGCUUCACAAUUCAUGUUGUAUGCAAUUUUUACUAUCAUGCAAAUAAGCUUAGGUAACCUAUAGAGACCACCUUAGAGAGAAAAACAUAUGCAAUUUGUGUGAAAUCGAUGUUUGCAAUGUGUCUUCCUUUGGUUAACGAUCCAAUUCAAAGCUAUUCCUGUAUAAAUAUGAUGUAUAAAAAAAGUGGUUCUUUUUUAUGAGUUUAUUGCAAUGAGAACACCAGUUAUUUUGUUACGACUGACUGUUUUAUAAGUGUUUCUCGGUUUCUUUAUGCAGAAAUGUUCUAACUAGGAGUGGUUACUGAUUGUUAAUGACACAAUUAAACUGUUUGUAUUGUA
This is a messenger RNA of Cyprinus carpio (common carp), 5480 nucleotides long. RefSeq names its product SATB homeobox 1b (gene satb1b). NCBI's taxonomy places the organism in Eukaryota, Metazoa, Chordata, Actinopteri, Cypriniformes, Cyprinidae. Gene Ontology annotation, molecular function: RNA polymerase II cis-regulatory region sequence-specific DNA binding; DNA-binding transcription factor activity, RNA polymerase II-specific. Gene Ontology annotation, biological process: chromatin remodeling; regulation of transcription by RNA polymerase II. The record is from RefSeq and is a predicted model, not a curated record.